Messenger RNA from Apaloderma vittatum (bar-tailed trogon), 542 nucleotides. RefSeq names its product ribosomal protein L10a (gene RPL10A). Gene Ontology annotation, molecular function: structural constituent of ribosome; RNA binding. The record is from RefSeq and is a predicted model, not a curated record. The transcript is spliced from 3 exons. NCBI's taxonomy places the organism in Eukaryota, Metazoa, Chordata, Aves, Trogoniformes, Trogonidae. Gene Ontology annotation, biological process: translation. The annotation marks the transcript as partial. Gene Ontology annotation, cellular component: large ribosomal subunit.
ACCUUUCGCCCCCCCCAGGCUCAAGUCAACUCCACGGCCCAAAUUCUCGGUCUGCUUGCUGGGCGACCAGCAGCACUGCGAUGAGGCCAAAGCCGUUGACAUCCCUCACAUGGACAUAGAGGCUCUGAAGAAGCUCAACAAAAACAAGAAGCUGGUGAAGAAGCUGGCUAAGAAGUACGAUGCUUUCCUGGCUUCUGAGUCCUUGAUCAAGCAAAUCCCUCGAAUCCUGGGUCCGGGUCUGAACAAAGCCGGCAAAUUCCCUUCUCUCCUCACUCACAACGAGAACCUGGUGGCCAAGGUGGAUGAGGUCAAAUCUACCAUCAAAUUUCAGAUGAAGAAGGUGCUCUGUCUGGCUGUGGCCGUCGGUCAUGUGAAGAUGACUGAGGACGAGCUCGUCUACAACAUCCACCUGGCCAUCAACUUCCUCGUGUCCUUGCUGAAGAAGAACUGGCAGAACGUGCGCGCUCUCUAUAUCAAGAGCACCAUGGGGAAGCCCCAGCGCCUCUACUAAUUGGGGCAGCAAUAAACUUUUUAGGACACCU